UUUACGAAGAAGGCUGAGCUCCUCUGACAAAAACAAGGGCUGGGACUGCUGCGAGAGGAGCAGUGUGUCUGAUGCACAUUCAGCACAGGCUCUUGCUCCAUUAUACACGUUUUGUAUAUAUUUGUGUUUCUGUGCUUUAGAGAGAAACGAGGCGCAUCAUGUUGUCUGUGAAUUCAGCCCGUCAGCUCUGCAGGAUGUUUUUCUCUCUGCACGUUGUUUUCCUGAGCGUGGCCAUCGUGGAGAGCAGUGCAUCAAAUGGAGAUCAAAGAGACUGCAUGACAUCCAGAGGUGUGGAUUACAGAGCAGAAGAACAGAGCUCCUCCACAGGUCUGACCUGCCUGAACUGGACCAACACAACCAGAGACUAUGAUGUUAACAUCCAUCCUGAUUCACAGACAGGUGUUGGAGAUCACAAUUACUGCCGAAACCCAGACUCCUCCGACAGGCCUUGGUGCUACAUUGCUGGCCCAGAUGGAACAAUCCAGAGACAAUUCUGCACAAUUGAGCCAUGCAAAGAGGAGACCUCGGCGGUGCCAGCGGAAGCCAAAUCCUUCAACCCAGCAGGAACCACUCCCUCCACAGAGAUCUUCCAGUCGGCCAGGUCACGAGCUUCUCAGGGAGAAGUUGCAGCUGUGCAGCCGGUGAUGGGAAUCAGCCAGCGAGUUCGCACGGCACCUAAAAAGAAGAAGGACCUCGGCACUCUGGGCUACGUCCUCGGCAUCCUCAUGAUGGCGAUUAUCAUCGUCCUGGGAGUUGGCAUCACUUUGGGCUACUUCUAUAAGAGGGGUCGGGACUUGAAGAAGCAGCAUGAGCAGCGGGUCUACGAGCGUGAGAUGCAGAGGAUCACGCUGCCCCUGUCAGCUUUCUCCAACCCCACCUGUGAGUUGGUAGAUGAAAACACUAUCGUAAUCACAGCGGAGCACGAGACCACCCCUGUCCAGGAGGGCGUGGAGGGCGGAGACCCUCUGAUGGGCCAGCAGGCCGGCACCCCCGGAGCAUGAGUUAGCAUGUCAUCCUGACUCAGGACUGUGAUGCAUUUUUUUUGUGGACCAAAAAAAAAAAACCUCUCCCAUCUCCCUGUUUCUCCUUUUCCACCUCCCAGAAUAACCUGUUUCUGAGGCAGUAGGGGAGCAGUGUUGGCUCCAAAGACUUGAACUGAGUGCAGUGUCCUUUGUGUCCCUUUUUCCUUAAUUUUUUUAUUUUUUACAUGAGUGAGGCACAAACAAGAUAAGCUGACACACAAUGGACACAGUCUGAACAACUAAAAAGCCAUCAAGGUGAAAUUGUUGUCAAUUAAGCUAUGUUACGAGGUCUUUAAAAUUCAUAUCUGAAAGCCAAGAAAAUAAGGUCACUGGCUGUCCUCUUUAAAACAUCAAGUCAAGGAUAGUCAGUGUUUAUAAAACUUCGUGAUGAAGCCAAUUCUUUAUCAAGAGAUAGUGUUUGGAAUCGGGAAAUGUUUGUUUUUCACACGAGGUGCGGUUAUAUGAUAUGACUGGGUGAUGGGUUUUCAUUUGUAUUGACCCACUGGCUGUGCCGACGGAGACACGGAGGAGACACGUGUUUGUACAAAGACUGCUUUGUCUCAGAGUUACUGGUGGCACAGAUGUGUGUCCAAAAAUAGUCGUCCUGCUCUGAGAAGACAGGAUGAGGGAGCAUGAGGUAAAAACAGGCCCGCUAAAGACAAGGGAAGGCCUCCAACUCAGAAAAACUGCCUUAGCAUGAUACUUCUGAAUGUAUUUGCGUAUUUUCUUGUGGAUUUUUUGUCUUUUUCCUCAAGUGACGGGCCAAUGCAGUUUAAAAGCAUCGACAGUGGUCAUUGGCAGACCUGAAAGAAGACGUGCCCUUUUCUUCCACAGGUUAAGGAGUGACAGGAACUAAAACAGAGCGCUCUCAGGACGCAUGGGAGACAGUAGUUAGUCCUCAGGACAAAACAGCACUGCCACAACACAGAACAGAUGGGAUCAGAAUAAGAAAGAAAAAGGUCUGUCUUUGCAGUGCAGGACAGUGUGUUGAAGUGCUGAAGAAGCCUUAGAUUCAGACAUUUGAGAUGCAUUUGAUGCUUCAGAAUAGAGAUGUGAAUGGAGCACAAUAGAAACAGUCCAAAGUUUGCUGUUGUUCACCUAAAAUAUUCUAAAAAAAACAUGAAUGCAUGUAUAAUAUGGUUACCUGCUGUAUGUUUGCCGUUCAGGGGCCCCUUUUUUGCAUCCUAAAAAGUAGAACUGUUCAUUGAAAAAGACAUUUAGAUGAAUACCUGCCUGACGAUAGAAACCAUUGUACACACAAGACUUUAGUUGCACUUGAUGCACCAUUACUUGUCACUGUAUUAGCAGUUUGUUUGUUAGCAUUCGACCACUCCAGACAGUCUUGUUUUGUGAUUACUGCUGGAUCCAUUUCACUGGUAAUCUUUGGUUACUGCUGCUCCAUUGUUUGAAGUGUCUGUGUGCUGGAUGUAAUUAUUUUCUUCAUUAUAGCAAUGUGUUGAAAUACUACUGUUCAGCAUUUGAAUUUAGUACUUGUAUUUGUAUGGAUGCAGAUUUUCAUUGCGGAGACUGAAAUAAAACAUCAAACACCAAAA
Molecule: messenger RNA, 2575 nt
Organism: Amphiprion ocellaris (clown anemonefish)
Lineage: Eukaryota; Metazoa; Chordata; Actinopteri; Pomacentridae
Gene: pik3ip1
Product: phosphoinositide-3-kinase interacting protein 1
Exons: 6
Coding region: 159-1001 (280 amino acids)
Molecular function (GO): endopeptidase activity; signaling receptor binding
Source: RefSeq, a predicted model, not a curated record